AUGCGCUGCAGCGUGAAGGAUCUGUGCCGGUGCCGAGGUGCGUAUCCGGUGUUUUGGUUGAUGGUUGUUGCCUCUCUCUUGUUGUGCUUGAUGUUUACCUUAAGUGUAUCAGAAGAUGGAGUUUUUGUUAACCGCGUCUCAAGCAUGAACGUCACAAAUCCAGCCGAACCAGUUCGGCAAGGCAGCACACCAAGGGUUGUCUUUCUCGUUGUCCAGACGAAAUUUUCACCUGGGUGGUGCCGAAUGCAGCUGAGCUCUAUCAUGUCCAAUGUAUCUGUGGUCACUAUUGGCGUCGGAAUGAACUACACACAUACGAAACGCCAUCAGUGGGUGCUGGAGUACAUGGAACAGGAAGGUCUUCGAGAUGACGAUGUUGUUGUGGUAUUUGAUGGUGGUGACACUGUUUUCACUGGGGCCAGUAGGGUUCAGCAGGCAGUGGAUUAUUUCAUGGCGAAAACGGCACCCACCGCCGCUAAAUUUAAUGCCACUGCUGUACAGAACGGAAAGGCAGUAGCACCACUACUCUUUGCAACGCAUCCGCUGUGUUUCACACCUCAGUUGGAACUUGUUGUCACAGAGGGACCGAGGGAUUAUAUAGAAAAAUGCCACUGGUUUUACAAGAGUAUGUUUGAUGUUGCAGAGUCUAUUCCUGGUCAACGCAUGGUGCAGACAAGAGGAACGUAUCUUUACCUCAAUGCAGGGGGUUAUGUGGGGCGUAUAUGGGCUCUGCGAACUGCUUUUGCUGCGUAUGCGGGUGUGGCAGCAAUGCACCGUAACUGGACAUGCGACCAAAGCAUCUGGGCACCUCUGCACGUCUGGAGUAUACUUCAAAAACCUGAAGUGCCAAGCCAUUUGCGUUUACCCUAUGGUAUUAUGAGUCUUGAUUACAAUAGCACUUUUUUCUUUAACCCAUACAAAGGCAGAGGAAUGCCUGUCGUUCCUGCCAUGUUUCAUUUUCCUGGAGGUACGAAAUUUUAUCGAAAUUCUCUACCCAUGUUUGUAAGAAGCACUGCAUGGUUUCACGAGUUACAGCAAGACCCACGUUUACUGGAGGAGACGAAGCGUCUUUUGCGUGAUGCAAAGCUUGUGAAGGUGCGCGGAGCCGAUGGGUUUACGUAUACACACCAUUAUGGAAGAGUGUGUUCUGUCGAAGACGCUCUGAGUGCCACAUGGCUGAUGAGUCCCUUGGAAAAGUAA
Trypanosoma theileri is the source of this 1197-nucleotide messenger RNA. RefSeq names its product expression site-associated gene (ESAG-like) protein. The record is from RefSeq and is a predicted model, not a curated record. The transcript has a single exon. Lineage: Eukaryota; Euglenozoa; Kinetoplastea; Trypanosomatida; Trypanosomatidae. Bases 1 to 1197 code for a protein of 398 amino acids.